This is a messenger RNA of Ostrea edulis (European flat oyster), 3409 nucleotides long. RefSeq lists its product as uncharacterized. Bases 53 to 2077 code for a protein of 674 amino acids. The transcript is spliced from 2 exons. The record is from RefSeq and is a predicted model, not a curated record. Lineage: Eukaryota; Metazoa; Mollusca; Bivalvia; Ostreida; Ostreidae.
AUAUCCGUGGGUUAAAGAUCCAAAGUAUCUCCCUAACAAUGUGAACGCAGCAAUGUAUCGAUUGAGAUCCACAGAAAGACGUUUGGAAAGAGCAGGACCAGAUUACAGUAAAGCAUAUGGUGACCAGAUUAUGGAUAUGGUGGAAAGGAGCGUGGCAAGAAAAUUAACCGAUGAAGAGAUGGAUACAUACGAUGGGCCUAUUCACUACAUUCCACACCACGAGGUCUUAAAACCAAAUUCCAAAUCAACACCUGUGCGGAUCGUAUUUGAUUCAUCAUCGUCGUAUAUGGGUCAUGUAUUGAAUGAAUAUUGGGCAAAGGGACCAAAUGUUCUGAAUGACCUUUUAGGGGUCAUCAUCAGAUUUAGACAAAGGAAAAUAGCUAUUGCAGGAGACAUCACCAAGAUGUAUAAUGCAAUCAAACUAUCUGAAAGAGAUCAGCAUACACACAGAUUUGUAUGGAGAGACUUGCAGUUAGACAAACUACCUGAUCAAUAUGUAUUAACAUCAGUGACAUUUGGAGACAGACCCAGCGGAGCAAUUUCCACUAUGGCCUUGCGGAUGACAGCAGAAAUGCAUCAAACUGAAUACCCAAAGGCAGCAGAAUUAGUCAUUAAAAACAGUUAUGUGGAUGACUUACUUAUCUCAGUGAAUACUGUUUGUGAGGCCAAGGAAAUAAUUCAGGAUACUGAAAUGAUGUUAAGUCAUGGAGGAUUUCGCGUUAAACAUUGGAUAAUCUCUGGUGAUCAAAGUGAGCAUUUUACAGGAAUGAAUGUGUUGUGUGCAGAACAGGAAAACAUUCUUGGAAUGUGUUGGUUACCCAAAGAUGACGUUUGGACAUUCAAGGCAAAAUUGAACUUUUCGUCGAAAAGACGUGGAAUACAUUUAGAAGAUGAUCUCAAGGAAGAACAAUUGCAUCUUAUUCCUGAUAAUUUAACUCACAGGAUGGUCCUUAGUCAGGUAGCAGGCAUUUAUGAUCCUCUAGGACUUAUUGCUUCAUACGUAUUAUAUGCGAAAAUUCUCAUGAGAAGCAUGUGUUCCAAAGAAAUUCAGAAUGGAUGGGAUGAACCUAUGAAUGAAGAAAUCAGGGUUAAAUGGAUGCAAUUCUUUAGGGGAUUGUAUGAAUUACAAUCAAUAACAUUCAAAAGAUGUAUUAUGCCAGAAAACGCGGAAGGUGAUCCAAUUCUUGUCAUAUUCUCAGAUGGAAGUCAACAAGCCUACGGUGCAUGUGCCUACAUUAGAUGGCAUACUAACGACAACACAUAUGAAUCAAAUCUAGUUAUCGCAAAAAAUCGAAUUGCACCAGCGAAGCAGUUGUCAACUCCUCGUCUCGAAUUGUGUGGAGCAGUGCUUGCAUCUAGACUUCAUCAAAAACUUGUGACAGAACUGGACUUUAGAUUCAGCAAGAUUGUACAUAUCGUUGAUUCGAUGAUUGUCAGAGCACAAAUACGAGAGAGCUAUGGUUUUGGAACAUUUGUGGCAACACGGGUUGCUGAAAUACAAAGCAAAACGGAUCCUACUGAGUGGUGGUGGGUUCAAGGAGAUCAGAAUCCUGCAGACAUGACUACAAGGGUUGCAUCAGCAAGUGCUCUAGGGGCUAAUUCCAAGUGGCAAAGGGGUCCAGAUUUCUUAAAGAUGCCGUUCGAAUUAUGGCCAAUAACUCAAGAAACUACCCUGGAUAGUGAUCAGAUACCUAAUGUUGUUGGAAUAACCAUGUCGAUCACAUCUGAUGAUUGCUCAACUAUUAGUGACAUUGCCAUUGAUAUUGAUCGGUUCGCCGGUUUGAAGAAACUACUUGGAGUUACCAGCAUUGUCUUAUCCAUAUUUAAAUGGAAGACUUUUAAGGGCAUUUGUGACAAGAUCACUAUGGAGACAUUAAUUGAAGCAGAGAUGAGUUGGGUUAAGCAUGCACAGAAAGAUUUACCAAAGGACUGGAUGAAGAAGUUUCAAAGACUUGGACCAUUCCUUAAUCAAGAUGGAGUUGUGUGUGUUGGACAACGAAUGGCUGAGUGGAUCAAACAAUCAUGGAAUCAAAGAGAAUUUGUUUGUUACCAAGAAAGGGACGUUUUACCGAGUUAGUUGUUCGCAGUGUUCACAGUGAAGAUCAUGCAGGAUUGGAAGUGACAUUAGCAAAGAUGCGAAGUAAAUACUGGAUUCCUGGAGUUCACAAAAUCAUUAAACGAGUUAAGGAGAAUUGUGUGGUAUGCAGAAAGCGGGAUAAGGUGUUAGUGCAACAACAAAUGGGUGUCUUACCUUCUUUUAGACUGAGCCCAGCACCUCCAUUCUACAACUGUGCCGUUGACAUGUUCGGACCAUAUACCAUACGUGACACAGUCAAGAAGCGGACACACGGAAAGGCAUAUGGUGUAUUGUUUAACUGUCUUAACUGCAGAGGUGUUUAUGUUGACCUGGCUGAAGGUUACGACACGGGAAGUUUCCUUGUUGUGUUCAGGAGAUUCAUAUCUCUUCGUGGCAACCCGAAACGAAUGAUUUCUGAUGCAGGCACACAAUUAGUAGCUGCGGGAAAGGAACUAAAGAAGUAUGGAAUAGAAUGGAAUGUCAUUAAAUCUGCGGAUGCACCGUGGGAAAAUGGGUGCAGUGAAUCGUUGAUCAAGUCUGUGAAGAGGUGUCUUGAAAUUGCUGUUGGUGAUUCGAUUUUGACAUUUUCGGAAUUGCAAGCUGUGUUUUUUGAGGUUGCAAAUUUGGUGAAUGAGAGACCUAUUGGAACCAAGGUGUGUGAUCCAAAUGAAGGAACGUACUUAUGCCCAAAUGACUUGUUAUUGGGUAGAUCCAGUGCACGAGUUCCUCAGAUUGAAAUGGAUGAACGUUGCAACCCACGGCUCAGGUGGAAGUUUAUUCAACAGCUGGUUGAUGCUUUUUGGAAGAGAUGGAUCAGAGAUUAUUUCCCCACUCUAAUUGUUAGACAGAAGUGGCAUACAAACAGGAGGAAUCUGAAACGGGGUGAUCUGGUUUUAGUUCAGGACGCCAACUUGAUUCGGGGGAAAUGGAAGCUUGCCCAAGUUGCUGAGGCAGAGCCAGGAACAGACGGAAAGGUUCGAGAUGUUACAGUGCGAUACAAAAAUGUAGGUCCCGGCGCAAGCUAUACUGGAUGUACUGACACUAUCAUUCGUAGAUCCGUCCAUCGACUUGUUGUAAUACUACCUACUGAUGAAUGUGAUUAGUUGUGGACUGAUUAAGAAACUAGUUGGGGUAGUGUAUCGUCAACGAUAUUGUAAACUUUCCGGAAAUAUUAUAGUUGGCCACUAUUUUGUUACUUAUUUUACCGGAAGUGUGUUUGUUUUGGAACGGCAUGCAUGGAUAGAUAAUCCCACGUUUUGUUUAGUACGUUAUAGCUCAAUAAUGUUGGACCCAUCAAUGUGUUGAAACACUGGAAUAAAUGGUUACAACAGA